AUGCAAGUGUUCCAAAGGAAGGACUCGUCUCGAUCUUCUUGGGGAAACUCAAUGCCAAUGCCAACAACAAACACAAACAUUCAAGGAUCUGAAACUUUCAUCAUGACAAAGAACAUGAUGAUCUCUACAAACUUCUCGGUGAUGAGACAUUCUGGUAUGCAGUUGCAAGAUCAAGAUUCAUCCUCAACACAAUCUACCGGAGAAUCAGGCGGCGGUGAAGUUGAAACAUUUGUUAAUACCAAUCUUUCAGGUUACAUUGAAAACCCUCGAAAGCGUAUUGAAAGUUAUACAAAGUCAACCACCACCUCGUCAAUGGUGUCUCAAGAUUCAGUGUUUCCUCCUCCUACUUCUGGUCAAACAUCUUGGUCUCUUCAAUGUCCUGAAACAUCACAUUUCAAUGGUUUCUUGGCUCCUGAAUAUGCAUCUCAACCAACGAUGCUGCCACAUUUAGAGAUGAUGAGUUUGGUUUCUUCUAGAGUACCAUUACCUCAUAACAUCCAAGAGAACGAACCGAUAUUCGUCAAUGCCAAACAGUACCAUGCGAUUCUGCGUCGCAGGAAGCAUCGUGCUAAGCUCGAAGCUCAGAACAAACUCAUCAAAAGCCGUAAACCGUACCUUCAUGAAUCUCGCCAUCUUCAUGCUUUAAAGAGAGCUAGAGGCUCUGGUGGGCGUUUCCUCAAUACAAAGAAGCUUCAAGAAUCAUCCUCAAACUUACUCUGUUCUUCUCAAAUGGCGGCAAAUGGACACGAUUUCUCUGAGAGCCCUCGCGGUGGUGGAAUCGGCAUUGGCUCUAGCUCCAAUUCAAACCAUAACAACAACAUGUUCCAAAACCCACAGUUCAGAUUCUCAGGGUAUCCAUCAACACACCAUGUCUCAGCUCUCAUGUCAGGGACUUGA
Messenger RNA from Microthlaspi erraticum, 897 nucleotides. Lineage: Eukaryota; Viridiplantae; Streptophyta; Magnoliopsida; Brassicales; Brassicaceae. The record is from the annotation of a GenBank genome assembly.